UGGCUUUGACAGUCAGGCACGUUGGAGAGGCACAGCCGAGACCGGAGCGCACGAGAGACAGAGAGCUGGAAUUGCAGAGGCAGAGACGCACGGGCGCACGGUCGAUUUUCGCCUCCCGCAUAGUGGGGAGUCCCGCGCCUGUCACCCCAAACCGGAGCACAGUGUUCGCAAGCGGCUGUGUCAGCACCUGAAUUAGAAAGAGGACGGUGAAGCAGCACCCCUGCUCCUUAUUUUUUACAUUUUCUCCCCUUUCUGUUUUUUUGCUUUCCCGUCUUUUGUGGUGCAGAUAUUGAUGUGAGCCAGAGGAGCGGUUUUUCUGUUGAGCCGCUCGAGACGGUGGCGCGCGGCGGGAGAACACAGCGUUUACAUUGAUGUGGGAGGACUAUCUCCUUCCGACACGGGGAGCUCAGAUGAAGGGGGAAUGCUGCUCGCUGACGGCUGCAGCCGUCAAGGCAACGGCUCCGUGACCCGGGCGGGAAGAGGAGUGAGCGCCGCCACCGACAGCUGCGCGAGCCCCCAGCCAGCGUUGACACCGCGACAGCUCCAGCGGGCAGCGCGAGCCCCCAGACUCUGUGUCCCUUGCAACCAUGGGCAAAAGACAGGAGCAGAGGGGAGAGGGAGAAGUAUGUGAGCUCUCCACUGCAGUAUUGAUGACCCAAUGAUCCCCUGCAGAACAGAGCCAGUCAGGCAGACAGAGUUUUUGAGUCUUCUUGCCAGCUGUUAGAGGACGACAGCUACAAAGAAGAAAUACCCAUUUACAUACAUCUGAAAACAUCCAUCGUUUCUCUGCCUCAGUGCCAGUAAAACUGUCUCCUGAAUGAGUAGCUUAUCAGAUCACCUGCAUUCAGGCCAAACUGGGGCUCCAGUGGGCUGUGGUGAGGCUCGGGCUGAGGAAAAGGGGUGUGUGCCGGGGCUCGAGGAGCUCGAAGCGCUCGAAGGGGCUGAGUUCUGGACCAGGGAGCUCGCGCUCCAGGGGGGGUUCCAGGAUCCUUCUCAUGAUGGACUGGCGCUGGUAACAUCCGACCACAUUCCCUCCUCCUCUCCUUCUGCCCUGGCCAACGGCCUCCAUCUUCAGAGGAGGCUGGGGCACAGCAGUUGCCGGCGGCGGCAGACAGAGACUCACACGACUGCUGAGACACAUACGUUUGCAGAGACGUUUCGAAACAUGCAAACACACAUAGACCCAGAUGUGCAUGAACAGGCUUUUUCUCAUGCAAAUAUGGAGAACUGUGGACUCACGGAUGUGAACUCACACACAGCUUCUGUAGGGCCAGAACUCUCCAAAUCUCUCACACCAGAGGCCAUACACUCACCCCAGCCCUUGUCUUUGGCGCUAGGCAAUCAUCCUGCCUCCACCAAUCAGCUGGCAGCCCCUGUCCGAACUGCAGAGACAGACAUGCCCUCGACGUUUUGUCCAGUCCCUGCUGGUCCAAACUCAAACACUGACUCCUCCCCACUUCCCAUAGAGACAGAAAAAAAGUAUGCACUCCGUAGCUCUGGACGUCCCCGCUUUCCCUGUCACCUGCGCAAAUCCUCACGCCUCCGCAGAAGCAUUGAGGAUGGGGAAAAAAGAGGAGGGAGGGAAAAGGGAGGAGAGGAGGAUGAGGAAGUAUUAGAGGAAAAGAUCUGGAGGGUAAAAGAGGAGGAGGUGGCAGUUGGUGAUAAAGAAGAGCAUUCAUCUGUGGAGGCUGUUCUCCCUGCAGUUACCAGUCACACAGACAUUGCUCUUGCUCUAACUGUACCUAAACCUGUUCCCAAAGCUAUACCUAAACCUGGGCCCAGACUCGGCUAUAGACCUGGACCUAAAUCCAGGUCCAGGCCCUCAACGAAACCUGUUCAUAAAGCAGGCCCUAAAAGCGUAAUGAAACAGCGUCAGGCAGCCCAGGCUAUCCACGAUCACGCUACCCCUCAUCUCUCAUUUGGGAACACGCCCACAAUCCCCGGAUCUCUGCUAACGAUGAAGCAGGAACCCGUUGCGGAGUUGAGGGUAUGUCCUCCCAGUAAUGGCAGACGUGGGCGUUUUGUUGGUGUGAGGAGGAUUGUUGUCAAAGUGGCACGCAUUCCAGUCAGCCUUAGCCGGCGACAGAAGAGCUACAAAAUUUCUAAUCUGGAAACGAUCACGGGGACGGAGAAGAGUAAUGAUGGCAACGUGGAGGGCUCAGAGGCAGCCCGAGAGCCAACUGCACUCCUCCGAAUGAAGAACAACGGAAAGAGUGUGAUGGUGAUGUUCCCUCCCGGAGAGCUCCCUGUUAUCCUCAAACGCAGGCGGGGACGACCGCCUAAACAGCCCCUGCCAGGAAUACAGGGGGAGCCUCCAAAUGCUGGGAACCCUGGUGGUAAUGGAGACCAGCCCAAGAAGCCCCGGAGGCGGCGACGGACUAAACUCCCUUUUCCUUAUCCAUCCUAUGUCAAUGACACGAAUGAUGUCAAAACCGAAUAUGGGGAUGUUCUCUCCAAACUGGCCUUUUUAAACCGCCAGCCUCCUGCCACUGGCCGCUGCUCCCCCCCUCGUUGCUGGACACCUAGUGAGCCAGAAAGUUUUCAUACCCCCUCAGAAAACCCCGGAAUAUCCACCCUGCUCCACCGGCUCACUGGGUUUAGACGCCCACGGGGUGGCAGAGGAGGUGGUGUUGGACGGGGAGGAGGAGCAGCAGGGGGGAUCGGAGGCAGAGAGUGUAAUAAGAGCACCUUCAGUGACUUCUUUGAAUCUAUUGGAAAAAAGCGGAAACUGAGCCCCCUGUCUGAGCAUGGAUUACCUAGGAAAAGAGGGAAGGGUGCGGGUGGAGGUGGGGUGGGCAGAGGAGGCGGUGUAGUAGGAACAGUGCCUGGGGGUGAGAAAAUAGUCAGGAGGAGACGUAUGAGAAAAAAUGGUGCAUUCAAAGGGGGUGGGAUGUCCAUGGGGCAGGACUGGCCCAAUGGGGCAGGUGGCUGGGGUGAAGAGGGACCUAUGGAUAAACAGAAAGGCUUGGGUGGGUAUCAGCUCUGUGGAUCUCCAAGGGGGGGCUUCUCCUCCUGUGAGGUUGGACGGGGAGGUGCCUACAGCGGCCCAGGAGGGAGCAGAGGGGUUGGGCCAGCUGGGGAGGACUCCCAAGGCCUCUUCGCUGGUUAUUUCCGAUCACUGCUCGACUCUGAUGAUUCCUCGGACCUGCUGGACAUCUCCUCCGCACAGUCUGACCCCCGCAAAGCUUCAUCCACCCCUGGAUACGAGCCAUCCAGCCCAGCUACCAGUCACAGCUGGUCUACCGCAUUCUCUAAGUGGAGCACUAAGGGUGCAAGUUCUGGGGCGGAGGGUUCAGGCCAGACACCUGGCUCCUCAAGCAGGCCUCCAUAUAGCUAUGCCAGCCUGGCCCAAACAUCCCCCACCACUUCUACCUAUCCUAAAUCCACUCCUCCAUCUCUCUCACACUCUCCUAGCUCCCCCCAUCCAGCCUCUUACAGCCACUACUCUUCUGGCUACUCCUGCUCCUCUCCUGUGGUGCCACAGAGAUCCUCAGACUGCAGCUGGUCUGGUAACAACAUUGGCAAGGCCAACCCUGUCGGUCCAAUGGGUUAUUCUAGCUAUCAAGCCACAGCCAAGCGGGGCUACGUUGGAUAUCCAAGUGCAAGUCAUUCCUCUGCAAUGCGGGGGGACUCAACAGGACCGACGUCACCUGGAGGAGGAUACAUGUCUGUGGCCAAAAGUAGCCCCUUCAGCUCCUCCUCCCUAGAAGGUUACAAACAAUACAACGCCAAUCAGUGGAACUUCAGACAAGGUUACAGUGGCUGGUCAACAGACAGCUUUGGACCUCAGUACCAUGGCUAUAGUGAAUAUGGAUCCAAUGAGUCCAAAGACAUCUUGGAUAUCUCAAACUACACGCCCCAGAAGGCCAAGCGACAACCUUUCCCUGAAAGUCUGUCAGAAUCUUCUUCUGACUCUUCACAUCUUGGCUCCGCAGCCACUAAUAGUGGCCCUAGUUCCACAUGUGGCACGUACAAACAGAAUGAGGUUGUUUCUGUUAGUGGAGAAGGGGGCCAGUCAAGUCUGUCCAGCCUGGAGAAGCUGAUGAUGGACUGGCAUGAGAGUGCCUCGGGACCUUCUUAUAACUGGAGCCAGAACGUCCUCUUCCAGGGCGGGGGGACCAACAAACCCGGCCGUGGUCGCAGGAAACGGACUGAGCCACAUUUAGAAAAAGAAGGAGUUUCUGCUUUGCACUCUGAUUCCCCAUCCAGUCCCUCACCAACACCUGCUCCUGGACCUAAGCGCGGAGGGGUCGGAGGACGGGGCAGGGGGUCGAGAGGAGGCAGAGGUCUGUCUCCCUGUCAGAGGGAGAGGCCAGCGGGAUCCAAAGGGAGGGGCAAGGCUGCGUCUACGUCAGCGGUGGGACCAGCGGUGUCUGCUGUAGGUCCAGAGGGGUCCGGGCUGUUUCAGGAAGGGCUGGAUUAUUACAGUGGAGACAGUAGCAGCCUCUCUCCUUUGGCCACUCCUAAUCCUGCACCACCUUCCAGCUACCUCCAGGACCCCUGUGAGUACCUCCCCUAUUCAGCCCACCCCUCCACACCAUCCUCUGAGGAACGAUAUCCAGCCUUAUACCCUGGAGAGUCCUCCUCUUCCCUCUCACCCAGUGUUUCCUCUCCCCCUUAUCCACCCAAGCCCACCCCUCCUCCACACCAGUCCUACCACCUUGUCCCCUCGAGGACCUUCUCCCCCUCUUGCUCCCCCUCACCACGGCUAACACCCCACUGCGGCACUGCACUUAGUCCCUCGCACCGCCCCCCUCCGAAAGACCCCCAGUUUUCGCAGUACGACUCGCCGAGCUACUGCAGCUCCCCCUACUGGUACGGACAGACAUCGCACAGCGGCAGCCCAAGCCCACACGCGCACUCAAAUACAGCUGUGCACGCACACAGCAACCCGCACGCAAGUCCACAUGGGAGUACACCGGCUAAUUCGCUCUCUAGCCCAAAUGCAAACACGCACACACAUCUGACUCCAACUCCGCACGACGCACAUCAUCCCAGCACACAGCCCCACCUGAGCUCACACACAAACACACAUCCAACAUCGCACCUACAGAGCAGCCCUCUCUCGCACUCCAACAGUCAACCCCACCUCAACGCACACACCAACCUCAACACCCACCUCCCUUCGCAUACACACUCCAACCCCAGCCCCGGCCUCCAUUGCCAUGCAACACCUAUGCUUUAUGAGGAGCGCAGCCCUCCCGCUGCCAUUACCCCACACAAGCGGGAUAUGACCUCCCAUGCCAUGAGCACGGGCCAUCGGCAGGGGCCCUUGCCUCACUCCCCGUACCCCAAACCUCCCUGGACUCCUCGCCCCAUCAGGAGGACACUAGUGGCUACUCUGUGCCCCAGCAAUCCUACCAAGGCAUGGGACACCGCUACCCCUCCCAGGCGGCUCAGGGUGGCGGGGUGCUGUGUCAGCUCCUGGACCCAGCCAGUGAUGACAGCUUCAGCGUCACAAGCCUGUAACAGCAGGUGCAUUCAAUUCAAGCUUUUACAGAUUUGCAAACAUUUUUUCCUUUUCUUUUCUUUCUUUUCCUUUUUUUUAAGGGGACUUCUUUGUGAGGGACUGCGAAAUGAAGGGUGAGAAUUUAGCUGCCAGCUUUUGGACAGUUAAAGCUUUAAUUCUCCAGCACUGACAAUCAAGAUCAACUCACGUACUCGAGCAUGCACAUACACAAACGCACACGCGCGCAAACGCGAGACACGCAUGCGCGGAUUUGUUCACUACCUAAACAUGACCACAUGAAGUCGUAUGUGUGCGCACUCACACGCUGGAAUGAGGGAACGGCCAGGAGGAGCUGACAGAUGAAUACCAGACGCUGACGGACAAAGACAAACCUAUCUCCUCAUCCCUUGGAGUCCUGCUGUGAUACAUGGAGGACUCUGUUUCCCUUAGAAGUCUAACUCACCAAAUCUUUGCGUUAUUUAUUUUAUUUUUUCCCUGUAUCUGCAAUGUGGGCAAACUAGGAUCACACUACUCGCCCUUUCUCUCUGUGUUUAUUUCCCCUGUUUUCUCUCCUCCUCUGCUAAACCAGCAACUGUGUUCUGCUCUCAGCUCUGCAUUUCUGUCUUGUGCCCAAACUUGAACCGCAUCUGAGCCCGAAUCAACUUCUGAAAUGCCAUAAGCCUAGCAAAUGUCCCUCUCUGUGCACUCCUUGUGUUGUGUCCCAUAAGAGAAAAAGUGGACUCAAUCAGUUUCUGCUCUUGAAAUACCAGCAUCUGUACAUAUGACUCCAGCUCCAAGCCAGGGGGCCUCUGUUUCGCUGUGAAGGCCCGUCAUCAACUUGCCCUCCUCUGCGUUCUGCCAUGGUUUCUCUGCUCUGUGGGGUGGGUGGGAGGGAGGGGCGGGGGGUUGGGGAUACUGCAGCAUGGAGACUUAACAUCCUGUGUUUUGCUGUUUUAACUACAAGGGAAAGAGACAUUGAAAUUACACAACGGCCCCAAAGAGACUCUUGUUUUCUGUGUGCGAGUUUGAGACGGAGCGGCUGCGUUCGUGUGACAUGCAUGUUUUUGUGUGUACGUGUGCCUACAUGUGCGUGUAUGGGCGUGUGCGUGUGUGUGCCUGCGGGGUCAAAAGGAGUGAAGCUUCCCAGACACCAAAGUCUUGGCGGGGCCUAAUUCUUUCUUUCACUCUCUCCCUUCUUUUUUCUGUGGUCUUGUGUUGUUUGGUGGUUUUUGUGAUGAAAAAAAAAAUAACAAAUUGUAUAUCUGUCUGUUACAUAUCAUGUAUGUAUCUGAGGUGCAAAAUAUUUAAAUACACAUUCUGUUCUUGCCAUUGGUAA
Molecule: messenger RNA, 6785 nt
Organism: Oreochromis niloticus (Nile tilapia)
Lineage: Eukaryota; Metazoa; Chordata; Actinopteri; Cichliformes; Cichlidae
Gene: ahdc1
Product: AT hook, DNA binding motif, containing 1
Source: RefSeq, a predicted model, not a curated record